Messenger RNA from Glossina fuscipes, 1644 nucleotides. RefSeq names its product pickpocket protein 28-like. NCBI's taxonomy places the organism in Eukaryota, Metazoa, Arthropoda, Insecta, Diptera, Glossinidae. Gene Ontology annotation, biological process: sodium ion transmembrane transport. The coding region runs from base 1 to 1644 and encodes 547 amino acids. Gene Ontology annotation, cellular component: membrane. Gene Ontology annotation, molecular function: ligand-gated sodium channel activity. The record is from RefSeq and is a predicted model, not a curated record. The transcript is spliced from 8 exons.
AUGCGAGUAGCUUUUCGGAAUAAACAAAGUUUUUAUAAAAAUGUGAAAUGCUAUUUGGAAAAUACUACCUUGCACGGCUUAAAGUAUUUAGCUGAGGAUAAAAUUACCGUAACGGAAAGGGUAUUCUUUGGUUUGUCAUUUGUAUUAGUGGUCACGCUUUCAUCAUUCUUCAUUUCAAAUAUAUAUGGGAAAUGGUCGGCAUCGCCUAUAAUUGUUACAUUAAGUGCUAAACAAACUAUGGACACUGAUAUACCAUUCCCGGCUAUAACAAUUUGUAACUUAAAUCAGGCUCGAAAAAGCAAAGUUCAGAGUAUUGGAAAAAGCAGUUCAAAUUUUUCGCUGAUAUUAAGUUUAUGUAAUCAAGAGUCUAACGACCUGAAUGUCACUUAUGUGGGAACUUGGAAAAAUUUUAAGGCCAUCUUAACUAAGGUAGCUCAGCCCUGUAACGAGAUGUUACUCUAUUGUAGUUUUGGCUCACGCAUAGAAAACUGCUCGAGCAUAUUUCGUACGAUACUUACCGAUGAUGGCCUCUGUUGUACAUUUAACGCUUUGGAUCCAAAGUAUCUGUUCAUGAAUUACAGUGAGGAUAAUCUUCUAAGAUCGCAUGAGGAUGAGGAAUACACUGCAAUCGAUUGGACUCCCGAUAAGGGUUAUGGUAAAAAUUUACCUGUAAAGUUUUCGCCGCGAACAUCAGGUGGUAUUGGUAAGAAUAUGGGUUUAACGGUCAUCUUAAAUGCGUCAUCCGACGAAUAUUAUUGCAGUAAAACAAAUAGCGCAGGAUUUAAGUUUCUUGUUCACAAUCCGGCCAAUUUACCAAAAAUUUCGAAUUACGGCAUCCUUUUGGCGGCAGGACGAGAGGCUUUCAUACCUGUAUAUCCAAUUUAUGAGGAUGCUGGACCUAAAAUAUACUCCCAUAAGCAAGCAGUGCGCCGUUGUCUAUUUUCCGAUGAGGGCAACUUGACUUACUAUCGAUCAUAUUCCCGCGAAAACUGUCGAUACGAAUGUGAAGCCCGUCUCCUCCAAAAAAUAUGCUCCUGCGUGCUCUAUUACUUACCACGUAGCGAUCCUACUAUUCGUAUUUGCGGUCCUAAUGAUAAUCUAUGCACUAGACGCUUAUUAAUGAAAAUUGAAUCGACCAACGAUUCACUAGCAUGUGACGGUUGCUUGCCAGGUUGCUUCGAAUUAUCAUACCGUACGGGUUUGAGUACAUCGCCAAUGAUUGCUGGCACUUUCGGUAAUUCCAAUGGUGGAUAUCCUGAAGGAAUUUUCAACAGUACCACUGGAAUUCGUGAUGUAUCGAUAGUGCAUUUCUUCUAUACUACAAACACAUUUCGUAGCACUACGAAAUCGGAAAUCAUAGGUCUCACAGAAUUUUUAUCUAAUACUGGUGGCAUCCUAAGUCUAUUUAUGGGUUUUAGUAUAUUCUCCGUAAUUGAAAUCUUUUACUACGCAACCUUGAGACCUUAUUGUGUCGCGCGUACGAAUAAAAAGAGUCGUAUUGUUUCUCAAGAGGAUAUCAAGUUAGAUGAAACUCCUCCCAUUGACGGUGAAAUAAAAAUGAGAGCAAAUAUCAAUUGUGAAAAACAGAUAUUCGAUUUUUUGAAAUCAUGUGGUAUUGAACAUCGAAAUCGUGCUUCGAAAUAG